CGCCGCAGGGCAUGCACUCCUCAGCCAUGCAUAGUCCCACUCGACUCUCGCAGCCACGUCCUCUCGCUCUGAGCACCAUGGCGGAACUCUUCCCAGCCUGUGGCAUCAAUUCUCAUAAUACUGGGGCCGGCUCCUUUGGCUGUUCUCCGCUUCCUCUGCCACCCACUGUGUCGCCAACGUCAGCAAGGGCCUGCUGGAAGUGUCACUGGAGUCCUCAGCCAUGCCCGGACUUCUCAGCUGUCUGCCUCCGAGUUCGUGGAAGCACCAUUUCUGUCCAGUCCGCUGGGGCGCACUGUCCCACCUUUGACACCAGUGUGGCAUCAGCGAAGAUGAAGCAGGAAGCAUCACACUUUAAAGGUGAAUAUACCCCCACCCCCACCCUGGCCCCACCCUGGCCCCACCCUGGCCCCACCCUGGCCCCACCCUGGCCCCACCCUGGCCCCACCCUGGCCCAACCCGGCCCCACCCUGGCCCCACCCUGGCCCAACCCGGCCCAACCCGGCCCAACCCGGCCCCACCCUGGCCCAACCCUGGCCCAACCCUGGCCCAACCCUGGCCCAUCCCUCAAAUAG
This is a messenger RNA of Colossoma macropomum (tambaqui), 572 nucleotides long. Its product is annotated as chitin-binding lectin 1-like. Lineage: Eukaryota; Metazoa; Chordata; Actinopteri; Characiformes; Serrasalmidae. The transcript has 3 exons. The record is from RefSeq and is a predicted model, not a curated record. The coding region runs from base 12 to 572 and encodes 186 amino acids.